UGCCUCUGUCUCUCUCUCUUCAACGUUUCUCUGUACCUCUCCCUCUCCCUCUGUCUCUACCUCUCCGCUGCUCUUCUCCCCUCCCUCUCUCACCGCCGCUCCGCCAGCCAUGCCUCCGCCGCUCCUCAUCACGGUCGCCGACAAUUGGAGCACCGAAUGCGAGCUCUCUUUCUCUCUGUGCAGUUCGCAUAUUGACCCAAAAUCUAGGUUGGUGAUUAGGUUGGAGAAUAUUGAAGAGAAUGCUCAGUCAUAUGUUAAUACUGGGCAAAUCCAUGCUUCUUGUGAUGUUCGUCACAUUGUUGAGAUUGCUUUUGCGUGGACUAUUGUGGAUAUUUAUUUUUGUGUGCGAAGAGCAUUUGUGGCAGAUGAUAUUCCACACGAUGAAGCUCCUGCAGAGGUUCCACCUGCAUUUACACCUGUUGUCGAGGUAGAGAAGAUGAAAGUUGCUGAGGCUAACGAGGUGGCUUAG
This is a messenger RNA of Camellia sinensis, 469 nucleotides long. Lineage: Eukaryota; Viridiplantae; Streptophyta; Magnoliopsida; Ericales; Theaceae. The record is from RefSeq and is a predicted model, not a curated record.